GAAUAAUGAAUUUCAAGCAAUAAGAGCUAAAAACAAAAAAACCCUCCCGCUUCUAUAAAGUUGAACAGGCAAACCCAAUCUGAACACCAAAACAAAAAAAACAUGGCGCCAAAAAGAAACCAUUCCUCAAUCUUCAUCGGUAACUGCGAGGUUACGGUCGAAGCCAGCACUUUCACAUGCAAUUCUAGUUCCAACGACCUCUUAAUCUCUCUUCCUCAAAGUGGAAAGAUCAAAGUUUCUGUAGCGGUACAAGACGUUUCUGCGAACCGUAGAAACACUGCUGAGAGUUUUAGAUCUGAAAAAUCAGAACACGAGUUCAUGCUGCUUAAUCCGAAAGAUGUUGAUGAUAUUAGCAAAUCCUACCUCCAGGAAGUAUUGCAGAUGUACAUGACAGAGCUACCUGGAAUGAAUUAUGCCGCAAAUACUGGAAAACAAUCAAAGUUUCUUGAGAGAUGUGUGACUAAUGGGAAAUAUCGAACGUUACUUCUGAAAUCCAGUUUGGCUAGAGAUUUAGGAAAGGUUAUAGCUGCAAUUACUUAUCAAAUCAUCCCUGCAGAUACAGAAUAUGCAGAGAUCCCACUUGCAGCUGUCAAUGCAAUCUAUCAGCGGAAGGGUUUUUGUCAUCUAUUGUUUUUAGAGCUGAAGAAGAGACUUCAAAAUGUUGGCAUUCGCUCUAUUUUCUGUUGGGGAGACAAAGAAUCUGAAGGAUUUUGGCUUAAGCAGGGGUUUUCAUCAAUAGCAGAGGUGGAUACCAGAGGUAGAGCCCCCAGGUUACCUAUAAAAGCUGAUAUUCGCAAAACAUUAUGCUUACCCGGUGGUUCAACACUGAUGGUUUGCCACUUAAAGAAGGAAUUGAUAGAUGAUGAUGCUAACUCUGGGAAGCGUCUCCUCUCACUGCCUCAUCGAAACUCAUCUACACCUGCAAUCAUUGAAAAUGAGCAGUGUGAGGUUUCAGAUGAACUACUAAUUGAUUUUAUAUCUUCCCUUAGAAGAGACACAGCUCAAAGUAAACCUAAGGCUUUGGCAAAAGAUGGAUCUUCAUGGGGACAUGGAAAACUCAGUGGCCACAAUCCUAAGAACUGCUGCAAUGACACUGUUCCAUCUAACACAACAAAUUGUUCUCAAUCUACAAAAGUCAAGAAGAGGGCCUGGGAAGCCUCUUUAUCCUCGUUGAAGUCAAAGAGAGUGAAGGGAAGCCAGUUAAUUGACUGUCAAUCAGAUUCUUGUUAUGUGGAAGCCUCUCAUGGUGAUACUUUAAUCACAAAGAAGUCUGAAAAAUGUAUUGGAGACCAUAUGUAUUUCGAAGCUCCAAUCAACCUAAAAUCACCAUCAACUAAACAAUGCUUUAGAAUCAUGUUGAUGAAUAUAAAUGAUGAUGCUAAGAAAACACAGCUUGCAAAGGUGAUUGAAGACCUUGGUGGGACUGUUGCCGCUGAUGGAAGCACAGCCACACAUGUUGUCACAGGAAAAGUGAGAAAAACUCUGAAUUUCUGUACCGCUCUCUGUUCAGGUGCUUGGGUGGUCUCAUCAAGUUGGUUAAAAGAAAGUUUUCGCGCAGGCAGAUUUGUUGAUGAAUCACCUCACAUACUGAAUGAUGAGGAUUAUCUGUUGAAGUACAGAUUGGAUUUAAGAAGUGCAGUUUUCCGAGCAAAAGCUUGUCCCCGUGCUUUAUUUAAGGGGUAUAAUAUUUGUAUUGCAGCUAAUGUUCAAAGUCCUGCAGAAACUCUGUCUGCUAUUGUUAGCUCUGCCGGUGGUAAUGUUAUUAGUGGACUUGAAAAAGUAAAUGAAAUAUCAACAACGAUCUUUGUGACAUGUGAAGAAGAUAUAAAAGAAGCAAUGAUGGCUUCAAAGAAAGGUAUAAGAACUUUCAGUAGUGAGUGGUUUAUGAACUGUGUCAUGAGACAAGAGCUUGACUUGGAAGCCCCUCAAUUUGUGGAGUCCUUAUAAGUGAUGUUUACACGUCUUUUUGAUAUUUGUUAUAUAUGAAUAUAUCUGUAUUUAACAAUUUUUAUGUUUCAUAUAUAUGAAUUAGUUUUCUGACUUACCCAUCUAUAUCUCAAAUGAUGUUUCAAAAGAUAUUGUAAUUAUGCAUACGUUGGCUAUUGCAGUCAUUUUAGGAAUUCCUUGCAAAGAUGUUCA
Molecule: messenger RNA, 2139 nt
Organism: Lathyrus oleraceus (garden pea)
Lineage: Eukaryota; Viridiplantae; Streptophyta; Magnoliopsida; Fabales; Fabaceae
Exons: 14
Coding region: 103-1947 (614 amino acids)
Molecular function (GO): acyltransferase activity, transferring groups other than amino-acyl groups
Source: RefSeq, a predicted model, not a curated record